UUAUUAAGUCUAUGUGUAAUCAAAUCCUCUUUGGUUUAAUAUUCAGAAAAUUAACUAAUUAACUAUAAAAUAUAGUUUAUAAAUAAUAAUAAAUUUAUCCAAUGUCUUUGGUUCCAGAUUACGGGGAUUCUUCUGAUUCGACUGAUGAAAGUUCAGUAUCUGAUAUAGAAAAAAGUGAAACAGAAGAAAGAAAAUCAAAUGUCUUACACAAGUUACCAACACCAGACUUUCAAGUAAAAAGUACACCUGAUGAAGACGGCCCGCAGACUAACUCGGUCUUCAAAAAUCCAUUUCUUGAAGCAGAAAAUGAAAAAGAAGCUCUCUUGCAGAAACAUGUGAGAAUGGUAGAUCUGAGCAAUGCCAUUGUCAUUAAUGGAAAGAAAAUAUGUUGGAAUUACAGGAAAGGCAAAUGUAGAUUUGGUCAUAAUUGUAGAUUUGCUCAUGAUUCUGAUAUUCAGAAAACAGCAGAACAGAUUGAAGCUGAUAAAAUUUCUCUUCAGGCUAAAGGGGUAGUUGUUCAUAAAGAACAAACACCUACUACACAGAUACUAGAAAUAGAUGAAAAGAAUUCAAAUAAUGGUAAAAGAAAAAGGCCUGGCUUGACUCAGGGUUUAACGCCUGGAAAAAAAGUGAUGAAAAAUUACUAUAAUCAGAAGAAAUGAAUAUAAAAUGUUGAUUAAUAACAAACUAUCAGUUGUUAAUGGUGAAUAAAAAUAAACUUAUGGAAUUGA
Coccinella septempunctata (seven-spotted ladybird) is the source of this 731-nucleotide messenger RNA. RefSeq names its product zinc finger CCCH domain-containing protein 8. Gene Ontology annotation, molecular function: metal ion binding. The transcript is spliced from 2 exons. The coding region runs from base 102 to 662 and encodes 186 amino acids. The record is from RefSeq and is a predicted model, not a curated record. NCBI's taxonomy places the organism in Eukaryota, Metazoa, Arthropoda, Insecta, Coleoptera, Coccinellidae.